Molecule: messenger RNA, 1599 nt
Organism: Aspergillus calidoustus
Lineage: Eukaryota; Fungi; Ascomycota; Eurotiomycetes; Eurotiales; Aspergillaceae
Source: the annotation of a GenBank genome assembly
AUGCUCGCCUCCCCGCAGGUGGCCAGCGCCGCGCCGCCGGGCCACAAGGCCUACACGGAGCUGUACCGCCCGCAGUACCACUUCAGCCCGGCGAAAAACUGGAUGAACGACCCCAAUGGCCUCAUAUACCAUGACGGCGUCUACCACCUGUACUACCAGUACAACCCCGGCGGGACCACGUGGGGCGCCAUGUCGUGGGGCCACGCGACGAGCAGGGAUCUCACGCAGUGGACGGAGCACCCGGUUGCGCUGCAGGCGCGCGGGUUCCCGGAUAAUAUUACGGAGAUGUAUUUCUCUGGUUCUAUUGUUGUUGAUGAGCGGAAUACGAGUGGGUUUGGGAAAAAGGGAAAGGUGCCCUGGGUUGCGAUGUAUACGUCUUAUUAUCCCUUAGAACAGACGCUGCCCAGUGGCAAACACGUCCGCAAAGACCAGCAGGCGCAGUCCAUCGCGUAUAGUCUCGAUCAAGGCAUGACCUGGACAACGUACGACGCAGCAAACCCCAUCAUCGCCGAACCACCAGCCCCCUACCAAGACCAAGUCCUGGAGUUCCGUGACCCCAACGUCUUCUGGCACGACGAGACCCGCCAGUGGAUUGCAGUAGUCAGUCUGGCAAAACUCCACAAGAUCCUCAUCUACACAUCGAACAACCUAAAGGACUGGAAGCUGGCGAGCGAGUUCGGACCAGUGAAUGCCGUCGGCGGCGUCUGGGAAUGUCCCAGCAUCUUCCCACUCUCGCUUGACGGAGGCGACGACCUCAAAUGGAUCCUCAUGCUCGGUUUGAACCCCGGUGGGCCUCCAGGGACAGUCGGCUCCGGAUCGCAGUACAUCGUCGGCAACUUCAACGGAACCACCUUCACCGCGGAUCCGGAGAGCAUCUAUACCCCGGAGGAUCAGGACUCCCAGGUCGCGAACUGGCUCGACCACGGCCCGGAUUUCUACGCGGCCCUCGGAUUCAACGGUCUCCCCCAAGACAAGCGCACGGUCAUCGCGUGGAUGAACAACUGGCAGUACGGCGGCGUCAUUCCGACGGAUCCGUGGCGCAGUGCGAUGUCGGCCCCGCGACACCUUGAGCUCAAGACGAUCGACGGAAAGGCGACGAUUGUGAGCGAGCCCGCGGCACGUCUGAAGACACAGGGUGGGCGGACAUUUACCUUCCGUCGGCUGGACGGUGAGCGCGAGCUUGGCCGGCUGGGCAAGGCGCUGGAGAUUGAGCUUUCCUUCUCGAGAAAGGCUACGGAGGGCGAGUUUGGAAUUGCCCUCGCUGCCACGAAGGAUUAUAGCCAGGAAACCCGCGUUGGAUACGACUUUGCCGCGGGGCAGGUCUUUGUUGAUCGAUCUCGCUCGGGCGAAGUCGGCUUUGAUGGCACGUUUGCGAGCAGGUACUAUGCGCCGCUAUCCUUGGGCGCUGAUGGGCGUGUCUCUUUGCGGAUUAUGCUUGACUGGUCCAGUGUUGAGGUCUUUGGGGGUGAUGGGGAGGCAACGAUCACGAGCCAGAUUUUCCCGUCCAAGGACGCGGUGUAUAGUCGACUCUUUUCUACUGGCGGAGAAACUGGCAACGUCAAGGUGGGCGUAAAGGAGGUGCGCUCGGCGUGGCGGUAG